AUGUCAUCUUAUACAGAUGCUGCAAAUGAAAAUUUACAUCACAAAACAGAAAAAAAAUUAUUCAACAAAGCUAGACCACAAUCUCUUGAUUAUUUAUUAAAUCAAGAUAAAUGGAUAUUACUAACCAUUAGUGUCACAUUAAUUUUGAUUUAUUAUUCGAUAUUUUCCAUAUGUAUUCCCAUGAUGAAAGAUAUUCAUUCGAAACACAAUUAUUUCAAUGAGAAUUUUAAGCAAGAAAACGAAAAAUUGAAAAUAUUAGAACAAAAAGUAUAUAAAUUAAAGCAAAUCGCUAAAGAUAACCUUAACAUAUACAAUCCAGUUUGUCAGCAAUGUUGGUCUUUGAUUUGUGAUUUAGAUUUUGAUUAUAUAACACUUCAUCUAUUGGAAAAUAAUAAACCUAUUAAAAAAUAUUAUAAUGAUACAUUAUCUCCAUUACAACGUAUAUUUAUGAUAAUAUGUGUUGUUAAUACGAUAUCAAUAAUAUGGAUUUUUAAAAAACCAUUUCGAUUAUUUGUUUUAUCAAAUAUUUUUCUUAUUAUAAGUUUAUCGAUACAUGGAGAAUUUUUUAUUUCAAAUACGUCUAAUAUCUAUUAUGCAUUAAUCAAUGGUAUAUUAUUAUUUUUAUUUUCUAUGUUUUUAUUAUUAAAAAUAUUAAUGACAUUAUUAUUUAUUGUUCAUUAUCGAAUGAUACAAAAUAUUUUAAAUAACGAAUAA
Adineta steineri is the source of this 714-nucleotide messenger RNA. The record is from the annotation of a GenBank genome assembly. NCBI's taxonomy places the organism in Eukaryota, Metazoa, Rotifera, Eurotatoria, Adinetida, Adinetidae.